UGCCCGGGUGAGAGCGUAGCCGCCCCGGCCGCCCGGGGGCUGAAAGACCCGCCAUAGCGUGAAUCUGCUGCUUCCGAUUUACCCUCUGGCUGUCAUCUUUCCUCUCUCUCCCCUCUGAGUUGUUUAGGAAGUAGCUGGUAAUUGUUUUAGGAAUGUUUUCAGUGAUUCGGGGGUACCCUGCUCUGACGUCUCUGAAGCGCACCACACCUGCUUUCUGACUCCCCGGUCCAUGACUUCGGAAAUUUCACACGUCUCAAAUGGGACUCUUGUUUCGGUCUCCUGGCAUAACCUAUUCCUCCUUUAGUCAGGCCCUUUUCAGGAAGUGGCACCAUCCAUCUGACCGCUAAGUCCAAAAAUGAGACAAAUUGUAAGGGAUCUGCCCAUUACUGCACCAAACCAGAUGCCUUCUUCUACUUCACCAGACCAAGGAGAUGACCUGGAGGCCUGUAUUUUAAGAUUUGCAGAUCUGGAUUUAAAAGACAAAACUCUUAUCAAGCCUAUUAGCAGCCUCAAAGCAGAGUUAGAUGUCAUUUCAAAGAAGAAAUACACAUUUGCAAAGAAAAAGGCAUUUGCCCUUUUUGUCAAGACCAAAGAAAUUCCAGCACCUCCUUUUGAAUGUAAAGAGAAACGGUGGGAAUGCUGUCAGCAACUAUUCACAGACCAGACGGGCAUCCACAGACAUGUGGCAACACAGCAUGCUGAUGAGAUUUGCCACCAGACUGCUUCUAUUUUAAAGCAGCUGGCUGUGACACUGAACACCUCCAACAAUCUUAAGUCUGCAGAGGAAAGAGACCCUCUAAAAGAUCACCUUACUGGUUACCAUGAAGUGUCUGCCUGGCUCCCUGAUAUAAGCUGCUUUACCCCUGAUGACCUGAAAUGUGAUCAGGGCAGUGAUGAAGGAGAGGUACUACUUUAUUACUGCUACUGUGACUUGGAGGAUCCCCAUUGGAUCUGUGCCUGGCAGACAGCUCUGUGUCAGCACCUGCACCUCACAGGCAAAGUAACACCAUUCCCCAGUGCAUUUAAAGUUCGAAUUGCUACAGAGGGAAUCAACGGGACAGUUGGUGGAAGCAAAUUGGCCACCAGACUCUAUGUGGAAGUCAUGCUCUCCUGCCCAUUGUUUAAGGAUUAUCUGUGCAAGGAUGAUUUUAAGACCAGCAAAGGAGGAGCUUGCUGUUUUCCAGAAUUGCGCGUUGGUGUAUUUGAAGAAAUUGUGCCCAUGGGAAUCAGUCCCAAUCAGAUCUCCUAUAAGAAGCCUGGAAUUCAUUUAUCCCCAGGUGAAUUUCAUAAAGAAGUAGAAAAGUUUUUGUCUCAGCUAAAUCAAGAACACAGUGAUACUAUUCUACUGGAUUGCAGAAACUUCUAUGAAAGCAAAAUAGGACGAUUCCAGGGCUGCUUAGCCCCAGACAUCAGGAAAUUCAGUUACUUUCCUAACUACGUUGACAAAAAUCUAGAACUUUUCAGAGAGAAGAGGGUACUGAUGUAUUGCACUGGGGGCAUCCGUUGUGAGCGGGGUUCAGCCUACCUCAAAGCCAAGGGAGUGUGCAAGGAAGUGUUCCAGCUCAAGGGUGGCAUCCACAAGUACCUGGAAGAGUUUCCUGAUGGUUUUUACAAAGGGAAGUUGUUUGUUUUUGAUGAUCGUUAUGCCUUGUCCUUCAACAGUGAUGUACUGUCGGGAGGAGAGAGUGGGGUGAAUGUUGACCACUUACCUGAGUCAUUCUGACUCAAGAUGCCAGAGCACAGAAAACGUGAGCUGUGCGGGAUCUUGAAGCCAGUGAGGGAGAGAGCCUGAUGCCGGGUCGCACUUGUCUGUGCCAUGCAGCGGGACUGGUGGUAGACAUUUUCUUGCCAGCAAACCUGUCUGUCCUGGUGGAUAGCUGUGUGAAUAAAGUGUGAAAACUGUGGGCCUGGAAGUGGUCUCCUCUGAACCAUGCCACUUAUGUCAUCUGCCAUCUACCCCUGCCCUCAACUCUUCUCUGCCAGCUUGCAGGUACAAGACCAGGAUCUGCCAACUAUAGCAUCUGGCCUGCCUCCUGCUUUCAUAAAUAAAGUUUUAUUGCAGUAGCCACACACAUUUACAUAUGCUCUAUGGCAGGACUGAGUAAUUGCAACAGAGCCUUAUGGCCUGCAAAGACUAAGAUAGUUACUUCUUUUACAGAAAAAAUGUCACCCCUGGUCUACACCAAUAGCCCAUCUGAUGCAGUACGUGGUCUUAAGAUGUGGUCAACCUAAUUUUUUAGUGACUUGGUUUUCGUGAGAGAUGUUCCUGUAAUAACCAAUACCCACACUCUUAGCUUUGAAGUAUUCUCCUUGAGAGAUUCAAAUAGCUUGAUGACACCAAUGUGUCAGCAGUAGUUGUUGUAGAUAAGCGCCUUGGAACACAAGACAUACUCUGAAUGAGAUUACUCGGCACUGCCAUGGUGGUGUCACACCAAGCACAUGUCCAUGUUACACAGGUCCCAAGAAACAUACACAGCCAUCCAUAGACCAACAGAUUUAAUAUUCGAUUGCCAUUUCCAGUGAUGCAGAAUACAGCUGCAGUUGUGUUUCAAGGAGAAGCCAAGUGGAGAUGUCCGUCCCUGCAGCCUGGUCCACUUUCAGGCCCAUCUGCAGCCUCAGCAGAUGCUUUCCCACGGUGGUGACGCGCUGGCUCCACCUCUGCUUACCCUGUACCUUCCACGUCAUUACUGUUCAGUGUGCAAGACUUCACUUUGCAUCAUGAGCCUUUGCUCAGUGCUCUGCAGCUUAGUCCGUGCUCAACAGCUCUCUGGCCUGUCCUUUUUCAGAAGAUUUGCUGAAUCACUCAUGAAAAUAACUCCCCAAGCAACAAAAAUACUAGCUUGACUGGCACUGUGGUAUAUUAAAGGCACAAGGGCAUAGUGGCUUACCAUUAUUAAUGAAUCCCAAGAGAUGCACAUAAUGUCAAAAAAGGGAUCCGGCAGAAAUACCAAAAUUACAUUUUCAGAAUCAUCAUCUUGGGAUGGUUUGGCCAGGAUUUCCUAGUACUUUAAUGUCUGAAUUUUCUUCAUCAUUGGCCAUCAGUUCAAGGCAUGAGAUCAGCAGUGACUUUUCUAAAAAUAAGUGAGGUGUCAGGUAGCUGGAGUUUGUAAGCAUAGCCAUAAUGGAGUAGAAAUUUAUUCCUCUAGUGUAUUACCUCACAAGCCAUUGGCCCACCCUUCAAUACAGAAAGGGGUUUUCAAGUAUUUGAGCAUAGGUUUUCCCAUUGUACAGUUGGCAUUUGAUAUGGAAAAAGAUUCUGAGUCCAAUAUAAAGUUCUAAGUCCCAGAUGUUUAUAAAGAACAUUCAGGGAAAUGGUUGUUUCCCAGAAUUGGUAAAGGAUGGUGUCUGAAACUUGAAAUUUCACCACUUUCAUCACUGACUUUUUCUAUAUCCCACAUAUAUAAGGACUUUCAUUUCCUUAUAUCCCACAAAAGGACUCUUGUGUUUUUUGAUUUCUGGCAGAGCUUUGCGACUUUGUCUUUCUUGAGGGACAAAUUGUGUACUUGAUUCAUUAAUCAAUUUGGCAACUUUAAUCUUGUGAGGUUCGUUAAAUUUAAAGGCGGUUUUAUAAAGAAUGAUUAUCUGUUUGCUAAGUAGCUAAGAUCAAAUUUGUAACGAAGUGUUUUAUAAUGUUUCUAAAGAGUGUGCUGCUUAUGUGUUGCACAUUUUAAAUGCACCUGAAACCACACAGCAAGGCCACUGGAACAGCUGUGGGAUUAAGUCACUGCUACUGUAAGAUCCUCCAGUAAAAUCUGCCGGUUUGGGAACUUCUUAGUUUUUAAAUAAUAAUCAGACUGAACUUCUGUGACUAAAGAAAAACUUCACAUUAAUCAUAGUUUAUAAAAUUUUCAACUACAACCACUAGUUAAACUAAAACCUAGUGCAUAAAGAACUGAACCACAAAACGGCUUUGUGCCGGCAUUUUGCCUUCUGGUUUCCACUGCAGAGCACAGAUACUCAGUAGAACAUGUCCAGUUCAAAGGCGUGGUCGUCACUGCCACACACUAGACGCCACUCCGGCACCUGGGAAUGAUGGGCCCAGUCAAGUCUGCAAGUCUCCUCUUCCUCACUGAAAAGGAAUGGAGAGAAGACGUGAGGCCCUGUGCACCAGGAACCAGCACUGUGGCUCUGAGACCGCACUGUGAGGCUUCUCGCUAACUCCUUGGUUAGCAAAUUCUGAAGUGUAUUGUCAAUAGACAACAUUCUGAAGGAUAAUUUGUCAACAUUCACUGGUGAGGGUCUGGUGGUAUGGGUUCAUUGAUAAAUUCUAAAUUGCUGAGCAUACAGGCAUAAAACCCACUUUCUCCAACUCCACUGUUUCCCUCUUGUGUACUGAGGCCUGCAGUUGAAGAGGUCUUACUCUGGUUCAGAUGUGGGUUAAGUUCAGUGGAUCUUCUUAAUGAGUCUAGGAUCUCAAUCUGCUGGAAACAUUUCCCCAGCUCUCCCUUGGAGCUCCCUGCCUGUGCCCUGCCAAUGUAAUCAACAGUUUCCACCCUGAAGCUGACCCUGCAGUACCUGUGUCCCCCCUAUGGUUAAUCUUGACAUUUUCCCAGGGCAAAAUAAUAGAAGCUCAAACAUGUCACAUAACAAAGUAGUUAAAUGCCAGAAAGAGGGAAGCACUAGCCAGGAAUUUUCAGGCUGGAGUCAUUAGCAUAUAGGAUGACUGGGGAUUUAGGGAUGGGAAGGAAAAGGGGGUCCCUUUGUUGUAACAAGGGACAAGGCAGAGUUUUGAAGUGAAUUCCAAGAAAACUAAGCAGCAAGCUAAAUCAGCCAUAAGAGAAAGGUCAAGGAAGUCUGCACAGCCGGUAGGUGGCAGUCGAGAGGGCUGCUGGUGCGGCGAAGACAGGAAGCUAUUGCCAGAGGGGAAAAGUGUGUCUAUACUUAGAUGUCUUCCAGUUUCGAGCUGAGCCAGUAGGCGUGCAGCCACCAGAUGGAUGCAUACGAGCUGCAAGAAGAACCGAAUUAGCUUGUGCAUGACACAACAAUGUAGAGCUACCCAGGAAGAUGGGCUAGGGCUGGGAGCUGACCAGGAGGGGCCCACCCGUUCACCAGUCUGGGGUUGAGAGUGUAGCCUGUGAAUGUUUCCCUACCCACCCCUCCAACCCUGGUCAAAAGUACACUGAAUGCUUAUUGGUGGGCAAUCUCUUGGAGAAAAAAUAGUGUAUCCAGCCUGGUUCCUGGAGAUUAUCAGAAUGCCUGGCAACUUAGAGGUAAAUGUGGGGAAACAAAACCUAAAGAGCAGAAGUAACCAGAGAUUUCACAUGAACCAGACUUCUAAGCAUCUCCACAUUAGCUGUGCCAGUCUGCCCAGCAGGGCGCUCCUCAUUACACCCCCUUUAUACUGAAUAUGUCAUAGGAGCACCUCCAAGGAUUCUGAAAUGUCAGUAGUUACCACUCCCAUGUUAUAGAUGAAGGAAAUAUGGCAGAGAAGGCAUGUUACUUGGUCAACGUCCUUAAGCUGACAUCAAGACCCGUGUCUCAUCUUGAGCUCAGUCCAGUGCCUCCCUCAGGACAACCCGGCCUCAUCUAUGUUGGGCUUCCAUAACCGUAUCUCAUCUGAUGCUCACAAGGAAGAUCAGCAUCUUUUCCCUAGAGAAGUAAACAGAGCCAAGGCCCCUGGGAGGAACAGGCAAAGCCUGGACUGGAACGUGAGUCACCAGCCAUGGCUCAGAGUGGAGAAAGGGAUGGA
Messenger RNA from Talpa occidentalis (Iberian mole), 5689 nucleotides. RefSeq names its product thiosulfate sulfurtransferase like domain containing 2 (gene TSTD2). The transcript is spliced from 10 exons. The coding region runs from base 356 to 1723 and encodes 455 amino acids. The record is from RefSeq and is a predicted model, not a curated record. Lineage: Eukaryota; Metazoa; Chordata; Mammalia; Eulipotyphla; Talpidae.